AUGGAUCGAGGUGAACCCAUCGCCAAAGUCACAUCGGCAGCCGUGGUUAAGCUUUUCCUCGACAUCGUCUACAGGUUCGGGGUCCCAAACUCCAUCAUCACUGACAAUGGCACGCAGUUCACGGGAAGGAAAUUCCUGCGCUUCUGCGACGACUACCACGUAAUGGUCGACUGGGCCUCAGUGUCCCACUCACACACCAACGGGCAGGUCAAGCGAGCUAACGGCAUGGUCCUGCAAGGCCUCAAGCCUUGCAUCUUCGAUAGGCUCAAGAAGUUCAUGGGGCGGUGGGCACGCGAGGUCCACAGGCUUCACACGCUUCUUCAUGGUAUACGGCACGAGGCCGUCCUCCCCACUGACCUCAACUACGGGGCGCCCCGGGUCAAGGCGUACAAUGAGGCAAGGUUGGAAGGGGCCUGCCAGGAUGCGCUCGACUAG
Molecule: messenger RNA, 435 nt
Organism: Setaria italica (foxtail millet)
Lineage: Eukaryota; Viridiplantae; Streptophyta; Magnoliopsida; Poales; Poaceae
Exons: 2
Coding region: 1-435 (144 amino acids)
Biological process (GO): DNA integration
Molecular function (GO): nucleic acid binding
Source: RefSeq, a predicted model, not a curated record